Messenger RNA from Oncorhynchus gorbuscha (pink salmon), 1869 nucleotides. RefSeq names its product DNA-directed RNA polymerase II subunit RPB1-like. NCBI's taxonomy places the organism in Eukaryota, Metazoa, Chordata, Actinopteri, Salmoniformes, Salmonidae. The record is from RefSeq and is a predicted model, not a curated record. The transcript is spliced from 3 exons. The coding region runs from base 1 to 1869 and encodes 622 amino acids.
AUGUGUGAGGAGGCUUGUUUCCCAGCGUCUCCCAGUGUCCCCCAGCGUACCCCAGCGUACCCCAGUGUACCCCAGCGUACCCCAGCAUACCCCAGUGUCUCCCAGCAUACCCCAGUGUCUCCCAGUGUACCCCAGUGUUUCCCAGUGUCCCCCAGUGUACCCCAGUGUCUCCCAGUGUACCCCAAUGUCUCCCAGUGUCUCCCAGUGUACCCCAGUGUCUCCCAGUAUACCUCAGUGUCUCCCAGUGUCCCCCAGCGUACCCCAGUGUCUCCCAGUGUCCCCCAGUGUACCCCAGUGUCUCCCAGUGCCCCCCAGUGUCUCCCAGUGUUCCCCAGUGCCCCCCAGUGUCUCCCAGUGUACCCCAGCAUACCCCAGUGUCUCCCAGCGUACCCCAGCAUACCCCAGUGUAUCCCAGUGUCCCCCAGUGUCUCCCAGUGUACCCCAGUGUCUCCCAGUGUACCCCAGUGUCUCCCAGUGUACCCCAGUGUCUCCCAGCGUACCCCAGUGUCCCCCAGUGUCUCCCAGUAUACCCCAGUGUCUCCCAGCGUACCCCAGUGUCUCCCAGUGUCUCCCAGUGUCUCCCAGCGUACCCCAGUGUCUCCCAGUGUCUCCCAGCGUAUCCCAGUGUCUCCCAGCGUACCCCAGUGUCUCCCAGCAUACCCCAGUGUCUCCCACUUGUCCCCUAGUGUCUCCCAGUUUACCCCAGUGUCUCCCAGUGCCCCCCAGUGUCUCCCAGUGUUCCCCAGUGUACCCCAGUGUCUCCCAGUGUCCCCCAGUGCCCCCCAGUGUCUCCCAGUGUCCCCCAGUGUCCCCCAGUGUACCCCAGUGUCCCCCAGCGUCUCCCAGUUUACCCCAGUGUCUCCCAGUGUCUCCCAGUGUACCCCAGUGUCUCCCAGUGUUUCCCAGUGUCUCCCAGUGUCUCCCAGUGUACCCCAGUGUCUCCCAGUGUUUCCCAGCGUCUCCCAGCGUACCCCAGCAUACCCCAGUGUACCCCAGUGUACCCCAGCGUACACCAGUGUACCCCAGUGUCCCCCAAUUCCCCCCAGUGUCUCCCAGUGUCCCCCAGUGUCCCGCAGUGUCUCCCAGUGUCUCCCAGUGUCCCCCAGCAUACCCCAGUCUCUCCCAGCGUACCCCAGUGUCUCCCAGUGUACCCCAGCAUACCCCAGUGUCUCCCAGCGUACCACAGUGUCUCCCAGUGUACCCCAGUGUCUCCCAGUGUCUCCCAGGGUACCACAGUGUCUCCCAGUGUACCCCAGUGUCUCCCAGUGUCCCCCAGUGUACCCCAGUGUCUCCCAGUGUACCCCAAUGUCUCCCAGUGUCUCCCAGUGUACCCCAGUGUCUCCCAGUGUCCCCCAGCGUACCCCAGUGUCUCCCAGUGUCCCCCAGUGUACCCCAGUGUCUCCCAGUGUACCCAAAUGUCUCCCAGUGCCCCCCAGUGUCUCCCAGUGUUCCCCAGUGCCCCCCAGUGUCUCCCAGUGUAUCCCAGUGUCUCCCAGCAUACCCCAGUGUCUCCCAGCAUACCCCAGCGUACCCCAGUGUCUCCCAGCAUACCCCAGCAUACCCCAGUGUAUCCCAGUGUCCCCCAGUGUCUCCCAGUGUAUCCCAGUGUCUCCCAGUGUACCCCAGCGUCUCCCAGCGUACCCCAGUGUCCCCCAGUGUCUCCCAGCAUACCCCAGUGUCUCCCAGUGUCUCCCAGUGUCUCCCAGCGUACCCCAGUGUCUCCCAGUGUCUCCCAGUGUCUCCCAGCAUACCCCAGUGUCUCCCAGUGUCUCCCAGUGUACCCCAGUGUCUCCCAGUGUACCCCAGUGUCUCCCAGCAUACCCCAGUGUCUCCCAGUGUACCCCAGUGUCCUACAUCCAUAGGGGUUGA